UGAAUUUUGAUAAAGUUAAUGCGAAUUAAAUUGUGUGCAAAAUUAUGGAGACGCCAACGGGUAGUGGAUAUUCCACUCGCCCCGAGCGCAUGCCCACUCCCCGAUUGUCUGAGCGUAAGAGGCAAUUAUUUCGCAGCCGCAGCACCAAUCUGGACCAAAUUGACGAUGACGAUGGCGUUGGAAUCCUUGGAAUAUCACCACUGAAACCACAUGCCAGCUCAAAGAAGCCCAGCCAUCUCAAAUUUGAUCGGGAACCUGAGGGAAGACUAUUGCGCAGCAGCACGAGCAGUUCGCCGGAGACGAACAAGGAGAACAAAAAGAUACGUGGAGGAGGAGUCGUGGCUGCCACCGAUCAGCUGCCGCUGUUAUUUACCAAAACAAUGUGCAUCAAUAGCAAUAAUAGCAGCAUUAACAGCAGUCCACGCACGCCCAGAGCGAAGAAGGGUCAUGUGAUUAUUCCAGAGUCGGAUGACGAUGAAAGUGAUGCAGCUGGAGGCAACUCAAUUCAUCGAGUGGCCACAAAGCGAGUGCACACUACAGCUACGGCUACGUCAGUAGAAGCUGCUUCGUCGCAAGAUUCGGAUUCAGGGUCGCCGCAGUCUAAACAGAAGAAGACUAACCUGGAGGGUAGCAUUCCAACCAUGGCAUUCUAUUCCAACAGCGGAACACCCAGUUUACGAAAGAAGGCGAAUUCCAAAAAAGGAAACUCAAUGAAGCACAUAGAUCCGCAGCAGCGCGGUGGCAAGGCGAAAACGUCACCAACGUCUCGGCCUCGGUUGGGCAUCAAUAAAGGAGUGCACCACAAGAUACGGAAGCCAAAUCGGUACGUUCCGCACAGCCAUUUGCCUCCCACUGAUAUAGAUCACAUCCUGGGCGCGCUGCGCAAUGAGAAGCUCAAAAGUCUGAUCACCGAUAAGCGGGAAGAGCGCGCAAAGGUAGAGCUCGUGCACCAAGUCCUGCACAGUGCUCGCGAUCCGAUUAAAAUGGCCAAGCCGUUGAGUGUUUUAGCAGCAGAUGACGCCAACAACAACAUGCCCGAAGGUACGUGGCAACAUACCUCAGACUUCUCCGAUCUGAGUGAAGACGAAGAACAACAGUCCGAUCCAGCUAUGGAGUUGGAACCCAUUAUACCGCUGAUUCGCCAUGAAGCGGUCACCAUCCCCCCACCUGAGCCGACGGAUCUGAGCAAGCGCAAGUUCUUCAAGUCGGGAAGGAGGAGCAGCACGUGCAUGGAAGUCAGGAUCACUGACAACAUAAAAGCCAGUGUAAGUCAGGGGAGGAUUUCUCUGAUCCAGCACCCCGCAAAGAAGGCACGAAGAGUGCGCGUCAAAUCAGCUACCUUAUUCUCUGCGGAGCAGGCCACCGUAGAUGCCAUUCUUCGGAAUUUAGACGACACAGUCGUAGACGAGAUAAUCGAAUCGAAUAAAUCAAAGGCCACGACGACAUCUUCCAUUGAGGCGAAGGACGCUCCCUCCGCUGAGGUGGAGGACGCUUCCAUGGAGGUGGAGGAGGUCCCCGAAAUGGUUGAUUAUCGCCAUAAAUUAAUAAAUACCGAAAGUGUUCACGAUCAUGAUCCCGAAUCCGAUCCCUUUGCUAAAUUCCGCCAGCGACUGCCUUAUAACACCGAUGAUCCAGAGACCAUGGAACAGCAGAAAAUUCUUCUGGAGUUCCUGAUUAGCAAUAACAUCUGUACGGACGAGUAUUUCGAGUACUUCAUUGGCGAUCCCGAAAGUCACAAGGAGGAAGCCACACGGAUUGUCGAUCAGUUGUAUAUGGUGGUCCAUGCUGAACAGUCGGCGCAGGAAGCUCCUAUGAGGUCGGAGGCAGAAGCGGUGGUAGAGAAAGCGCCGACACCAGAGCCACAACCUCAGGAACAACCCUCUGAUCCAGCAGUUAUAAAGCCAAAACUCUUUCCCAUAUUCACACAACGUCUCCAGCCUGUUCCUCAGAAAUGUACGCGACGCAAGCCAGAUACCUCAAUGCGAUUGCAAUCGGCGGCCACUGGUUCCGGUCAGUACCAAAUCGACGCUGGACAGAAGGCAUUCGGAGCGAGACAAUGCCAACAGUGCGGCUUGGUCUACACCGUCCACGAGCCAGAGGAGGAGAAGUUGCAUCGGGAGUACCACAAUUCCAUACAUGUUUUACGUUUUAAGGGUUGGCUCGACGAGGACAUUGUGGGAGUGUAUCCAGAAUGGGCAAGCGAUGGACGGAUUAUACGCAUUAAUCAAAAUGCUCCUGCAUUGCGACUCGAGAGGCUUAAGGAUCUAAUUGGAGUGGUAGAUAAGGAACUGGGAUAUUCUUCGUACAUUGUGCCAAAGGUGUUUUACGCAUUUUUUGCCAUACGGAAACAGCAAAUUGUGGGUUUUUGCCUGGUGCAGCCCCUUACCCAGGCACAUCGGUUCAUUCAGGUUGAUGGAACGGACUACUUUAGCGAGGAUACUUACGAGGCCAGUUGUGGCGUCUCUCGCAUUUGGGUUUCUCCUCUGAACCGGCGUCAAGGAAUAGCCAGCAAGCUCAUGAGGACUGUACAGAGUCAUACAAUCUUGGGUCAGGAAAUCUCUAUGGAUCGCAUUGCGUUCAGCACACCAACCGAUGACGGGCGGGCGUUGGCGCGACAUAUCACGAGAACCGAUAAUUUUUUGACCUACGACCAGUGAUGUGAUCAGGAAGGGAGAAGGGAAAAUUGUACGGGCUAUUGAAUAGCUGGAGUUAUGUUUGAUUAAGGAUUGCUUCGAAACCUGUUUUAGUUGUUAAGCCAGUUCGAUUAUUUUAUAUGCAGAUAUUGUGUGGAAUUAAAGCUAUUUUCGAUUA
Drosophila persimilis is the source of this 2811-nucleotide messenger RNA. RefSeq names its product N-acetyltransferase eco (gene eco). Gene Ontology annotation, molecular function: protein-lysine-acetyltransferase activity. NCBI's taxonomy places the organism in Eukaryota, Metazoa, Arthropoda, Insecta, Diptera, Drosophilidae. Gene Ontology annotation, cellular component: chromatin; nucleus. Gene Ontology annotation, biological process: mitotic sister chromatid cohesion. The record is from RefSeq and is a predicted model, not a curated record. Bases 45 to 2657 code for a protein of 870 amino acids. The transcript is spliced from 2 exons.